AUGGCGAGUACCAAGGCGUUCUUGCCGGCAUUUGUGUACUCGUUGAAGGUGUCUCCACUCAUAGAAAAAAUAAGUGACCACAAGGAUUUUAAGAAGCUUCUCAGGACACGGAAUAACGUACUAGUGCUGUAUUCCAAAUCUGCUGCUGCUGCGGAAAGCUCACUCAGGUUACUGUCCAGUGUGGCCCAGGAGGUGAAAGGACGAGGUACUAUAAGCUGGAUAGACUGUGGUGAUACUGAAAGCCGAAAAUUAUGCAAGAAGAUGAAAGUAGAUCCUAAUUCAAAGGAGAAAGGAGUGGAAUUACUCCAUUAUAAGGAUGGUGCAUUUCAUACUGAAUAUAACAGAGCGGUCACAUUGAAGUCUAUUGUGGCCUUUCUCAAGGAUCCAGAAGGUGCUCCACUCUGGGAGGAGGAUCCUGAAGCCAAAGAUGUUGUGCAUGUUGACAGUGAAAAGGAAUUGAGAAGGCUUCUGAAGAAGGAAGACAAACCCCUUCUGAUGAUGUUCUAUGCCCCAUGGUGUGGUGUUUGUAAGAGAAUGAUGCCAUCUUACCAGCAGGCAGCCACAGAACUGAAGGGUAAAUAUGUUCUUGCGGGGAUGAAUGUUUACUCUGCUGAAUUUGAAAGGAUAAAGGAAGAAUACAAUGUCCGGGGAUAUCCUACAAUCUGCUAUUUUGAGAAAGGAAAGUUCCUGUUCCACUUUGAGAACUAUGGUGCUACUGCAGCAGAUAUAGCGGAGUGGCUGAAAAACCCACAGGCACCUCAGCCACAGGCUCCGGAGACUCCUUGGGCAGAUGAAGAAAAUGUAGUUUAUCACCUGACUGAUGAGGACUUCGACAAGUUUAUAAAAGAUCAUUCUUCUGUGCUAGUGAUGUUCCAUGCACCAUGGUGUGGGCACUGUAAGAAAAUGAAGCCAGAAUAUGAGAAGGCUGCAGAGUUUCUCCAUGUAGCCAAUGAUAGUCCAGGUGUCCUUGCAGCAGUUGAUGCUACCGUCAACAAGGCACUGGCAGAAAGAUAUCACAUCUCCGGGUUUCCUACUUUGAAGUAUUUUAAGGAUGGAGAGGAGAAAUACACUCUGCCACACCUCAGAACAAAGAAGAAGAUCAUCGACUGGCUGCAGAAUCCUGAAGCACCACCUCCACCUGAGCCUGCAUGGGAAGAAAAACAGACUAGCGUUAUCCACCUUGCUGGAGAAGACUUCAGGGAGUCCUUGAAGAAGAAGAAGCACACCCUUGUCAUGUUCUAUGCGCCAUGGUGCCCACACUGUAAAAAUGCCAUUCCACAUUUUACAACUGCUGCCGAAGUCUUUAAAGAAGAUCGAAAGAUUGCCUACGCUGCAGUGGACUGUGCCAAAGAACAGAAUCAUGACCUGUGUAAGCAGGAGGGGGUUGAUGGCUACCCCACCUUCAACUAUUACAACUACGGGAAAUUUGUGGAAAAAUAUACUGGAGAAAGAGGGGAGUCUGGAUUCACCACUUUCAUGCGAACCCUGAGAGAAAGAGACCAUGAAAGAGUAGGAAAGAAGAAGGAUGAAUUGUAGUUUCUGCCUCAAAAGAAGCUUUCCGCUGCACUGUGAAUGGUUCCAGGUCUUUUGUCAAUGCACCUGAGACUUCACACAUUCUCAAGACAGAGACUUUUUUUUAUAAACAGCCAUGGCCAUUUUGUAC
Charadrius vociferus (killdeer) is the source of this 1663-nucleotide messenger RNA. It is a transcript of the gene PDIA5, whose product is annotated as protein disulfide isomerase family A, member 5. Gene Ontology annotation, cellular component: endoplasmic reticulum. Gene Ontology annotation, biological process: protein folding. The transcript has 18 exons. The coding region runs from base 1 to 1536 and encodes 511 amino acids. The record is from RefSeq and is a predicted model, not a curated record. Gene Ontology annotation, molecular function: protein disulfide isomerase activity. NCBI's taxonomy places the organism in Eukaryota, Metazoa, Chordata, Aves, Charadriiformes, Charadriidae.